Messenger RNA from Cryptococcus amylolentus CBS 6039, 1081 nucleotides. RefSeq lists its product as hypothetical. The record is from RefSeq and is a predicted model, not a curated record. Lineage: Eukaryota; Fungi; Basidiomycota; Tremellomycetes; Tremellales; Cryptococcaceae. The coding region runs from base 1 to 738 and encodes 245 amino acids. The transcript is spliced from 2 exons.
AUGUCAGCCCCCAUCUCCAUCGCCAACAACACCCACCGCUCCCCCCCAUCCUCUGCCUCCCUCUCCCCUCAGACGCCCUUCUUUCCCACCCCCGCCCUCUCUUCCGCCACCCCGAACCAGCCGGGCUCACUCUUCAAGUGGGCCAGCUCUUUUGGCAAGUCGCCCCCUCCUGCCCAGUUUGCCAGUGGAAGCUUCACAUCCCGAGAGGGUAUCGGGAAGGAGAUGGGCACGAGCAUCCCAGAGCACGACGGCGAGCACAGCGACAAUUUCGAGUUUGGAGACUUUAACGACACUGGGAACAGCGGAAGCUGGGUGAAGGGAAGACGGGCAAUGUCUAUGAGCAUGCCGUAUGGUGCGCAGAGUGGCGUGGGGGCCAUGCUCAAGAACAACGGGUACUCGCCCCACGAGCAAAAGGAGACGCCUUUUGAUGCGGACAAGAAUAGCAAGGGGCAGGGGGUGUUGCGCAGGUUGAGCAUUGGAGGGUACCGGCCCCCUUUCAUAAGCCCUCCUACUCAGAACACACACCUCCCGCCCACCGAGCUUCCGGCCUCUUCCAGCCUCCCCCCUCCCCCCGCCUCUACUCCGUCUGGAGCCGAGGGGCCGUCCGAAAUCAAGCGGUCGGCUGCCUUGGGAGGCAAUACUCAUGCGAGAGGGAGGAGGUUCUCGGAAAGCCAGGGAAACAGGAAGAAGGGAGUCUCCCCUGUGAGUAUUCCGGAGUAUUCCGCCUCGGUCAUGUAACGGAAUGGAGGCUGACUAUGUGGCGAGAUGGGAGAGAGAAUCCUCCGUGAGCAUGGUCACUUUUGAGCGGCUGCUUUGAGCUUGUCUCUGUCAACGCACGUGCAUUACUAUAUGCCUAACGAACAAUCAACAAUCAACAAAACCCACAAUAUUGUACAAUAUUCCGCGACCGCUCUGUGACAAUAGCAGCAUCGGAUGUUUUGUAAGGGAGGCGAUGUAGCGGGAAGCUGCCGUUGUAGCUGUAGGAAGGAAAGAGAAGAGGGAAUGAUGCUAAAACCCAAACCCACAAAAACGUUGAAUUCUUGGUAUGCCUUGUAGAUGUAUAUGUAUAAUAUCCCAGCAA